Messenger RNA from Acanthaster planci (crown-of-thorns starfish), 6057 nucleotides. RefSeq names its product KIAA0825. NCBI's taxonomy places the organism in Eukaryota, Metazoa, Echinodermata, Asteroidea, Valvatida, Acanthasteridae. The record is from RefSeq and is a predicted model, not a curated record.
UUCAGCUUGACAGUUAAUUCUAAUACACCGUCACGCAUAAUCUUUGAUACCGGUUACAAAAAAAAGACUUUUAAGGCAAGAAGAGGGAUACAUGCAGGUGCUGUCACCAUGUCAACUGCACAGUCUAGUCCCCUGUGUAGUCUGCCAUCGGCCAGAGCAAUGUUUGAGAUGGGUCCACCUUGUCUGCAGACACUGCAUGCUGCAAUGGAGGACAUCGACCGACAGCUCAGUGAAAAUGACAGAAACAUUGAGGACACCUUGAGAUGUCUUGUGCAAGCCACCAACAGUUUGUCGGCCGAUAAUGACUACACUAACGUCAAGGAUGCCAUGGACAGUCUGCUCCAUACCCCGGUCCUGGAAGAGUGCGCCUGCCUGUCUCCUGAGCCAGAGGACGUGGGCAUUCUACUCAGGACUAUCCUACAGCAUCUCACCCAGAACCCCGGCUGUGAACUGGCCACCUUCUCCCAACUCCUCUACCUCUCCUCCCACGAGGGCCUGGGCUUGCCCAUCCGGGCCCCCGAGCCUGACCACUACCGCACCUCCCAGUCAGCCCUCUCCCUUAACACGGUGGCAGACUCGGCCGAUGAGGCCAACGACCUCCUCUGGGAGGAUAUUCGCUCCCGCCUGCGCCGGUUCUUCCUGGACCGCCUCCAGCGGCUGCCCGUCGACGCUGUCCAGCGCCGGGGCGUCGACCUUCACGCCGGCGAGCGGGUGGAGUGCCUGCAGAGCCUGUGCAUCCUGUACCCAGUGCGGAAGGUCUGGGGCAGCUACCAACUGCUGAGGUCGCAGCAGGUCAUGACACUUAUCCAGGAUGUACUGACCCCUGCGCAGAUUGAUGAGGCUAUAACUGAAGCAGCAGAGCCCAAGCCAAUCCCUACCCUGGACCAGUUGGCCCUGCGACUGCCCAAGCUAGUGGACUGCCUGGAGGGCAUGAUUGAAGCCGACUUCACAGUCAUGCUGGCCAAUGUCUUCGAUGGACAGGUGGAGGCCGGCCAGGCGCUCCGAGAGAUCUAUCUGUGCAGCCUAUCGGCAGACCUGCAGGGCCUCCUAGAGAGGGCGUGGCAGGUCAAAGGUCAGAGUCAGGAGGGGGAGACAGAGGAACAGAAGAAGAAGGCGACAGUGGGAAGGAAGAUGGUGGGGAGCUUUGUGGGGUCGUCACUGUUUGGGGAUGAGGACGAGAUGGAGGAUGACAUGGAAGAAUCCGAGGGGGUGGAGGUUGACAUCUCAAUUGAAGACACUCCAGCCGUGACUCAGGAAGAGCUGGUUCACCUUGUAGCCAUUGUGGAGCAGCUGUCUGGAAUGGACGCUUACAUCCACGCCCUGCACCAGCAGGCCUCCAAAGACUCCAGCCCCAUGAUGAAGCCUGGCCGCCUCAAGGGCAGCAUCAAGAGUGCCCUCAAGCACACCAGGGAUCCAGCCAGCCGCGAGGCUGGCCACCGCGGGGAGUACACCGGCCGCCGGGGGGUGCUGCCCGAUGCCAUCCCCCCACCGUUUGGCGUCAUGCCUGGCAUGAUGACUCCAGAGACUACAGCCCAACGCAAGCACACUGUGCUGGACAACCCUAUCACUCAGAUCAAGUGGGAUUGGGCAGCCGUCUUGGAGAGCGUUGUUGCAGACGUCUGCACCAGCCUGCCCGGCCUGAUCAAGAACGCCUGCCAGUCGGCCCUGCAGCAGGAAGAGAUGGUGCACGCUCAGACGCACACCGUCCACAUGAUCCCCGUGUGCGGUGAUUUGGUCAACAGCUUCUCUGAAUAUCCAAGAAGUAUUUCAAAGAGCCUAGUCGAUCUGGUGUCUUUCCUAGACACAAUCCUGCCACUCGCCGUGAAUGGAGCGGAGGGAGUGUUGAAACCACUUAGAACAGCCUUUGUCGAGGCCGUUGCCGCCAGUCUGGGGCAUUACUACAGGAAAAUCACAAAUAUCUUCAACCCUGCUAGUAGUCCUGGAAAGCAUUCCUACACCAACGUUGUUGAGAAGUACAAGCUACUCUCCAUCGCCUCCUUUGCUGGCAGCCACCUGACCUACUACGGAGACAUGUUAGGUGACGAUGAAUCCAAGUACUCACUUGGCACAGUUAAAAAGCAGUAUACCGAACUCAUUGCAACUGUCAAAGCCGAGAUACUGGACUAUCAGCACCACGUGAUAUCCACCAUCAUUUUACAGGAUGCCGAGAGUCAUCACUGGUCUGACCAGAGACCCUUCUUUGAGGACGAGAGGUGCUCCUUCUCAGUCCAGAUGUGGCACUUGCACCUGGACGCCACCAGGCAGGAGCUCUUCUCCACCUGUUCCCCCGGCCUGGCACAGGAGCUCUUUGGCCAGAUGGUCAGCCAGUCGCUCUCGCUGCUGGCUCAGUGCUACAGCGGGGCCAAGCCAUCCUACAAGAGAACCAGGCAGUUCAGAGCGGACAUCACAGCCCUGCUCCUGAUCACCCUGGAUCACCUCUGGUACCUCUGCCCCUCCCCGGGGCCUCUCCUGGACCCCCUCUCUGCCCACCAGCCGGUCUCCUCGGUCCACAAUGCCUGCACCUGCCUGCUGUCGGCGCUGAGUGUGGUGGGCGCGCCCCUAGCCGACCUGUACCAUGUCUUCCGCAAGGGCUUCGGCCAGCGUCGUUCCAGGGGGAUGGAGCGGACCAUCUCGGAGCAAGAGGCCGUGGAGGGCUCAUCGGGUCUGCUGUCACUGGCCGCAACGUCGUCCAGGGAGUGGCUGCGAUGGGUCCGGCCGGGACUGUUUGACGGACUGCAGAAAGGAAUGGAUAAUCUUCCAGACAAGCAGGCAGCGUUUAUCCAGUUGAAACUACUGUGCAGUCAACCGUGUCCCAAGUACCCUCUGCUCCUACAGGCUCUUCUAAUGAGGAACUGUCUGAUACCUACACUCGUGGUCACUAACACAGGCCCGACCCAAUCACAGACCAGCCAAUUGAACUCCCUUGCAGCCUACGAGGGGUGCAGCGGUGGGAUCUGCCCAGGCAAAUCCUGCCGCACCUUCCAGAGCCAGGACAUCCCCGACGCUGUCCAGCCCCUGGUAGGCCUGUUGGCCCUGUGUGGGGACCAGCCAGGCGCGCUGACAGCAGUCCUCAUGGCCAUGAUCGAAAAAGAGGAUAACUGGGAGUGUUUUGAAGCCAGCUGCUUGCCUGGUAAGACGUCACCGGUUCCCCUAUGGCUGGAAAGCGUCUACAAACUCAUCUCAUCCUACAUUGACAGAGCCAUCAAGCCAGCCUUGGCGAUCCUUCUCAAGGAUCCAGUAGAUCCUAAGCACCUAGUGGGCUUCGUCAACUCGGUCAAGGAGCUCCCCUGUGGCUGCCAGCUGAAGAAGAAGGCGCAAAUAAUCAAAGCGACAGGCCCCCAAGAUGACAUCUUGAUGGCAAUGCAAGUCCUGAUCACCACCCUGGCAGACAACGUGGGCGCCUUACCCACCCCACUCUGCAUCUUCUUCAACAGUCUACAGCAACACCUGAACGAAAAGGAGGUACAUUGCGCGCAUGACUGCAUGGGAUUGCAGGUGAUAGCCAGCUGCCUGUACAACAAACUCAGCGACCAGGAGACGCUGGUGGAGAUGGCCGGUGUGCCCAUCGGCGCUCAGACCCACAACGAUCUCAGCCAGUUUGGAGACUAUUGUUACAAGGCCCUGACUGCUUCCACUGCAAAGUGCAGGGAGAGUCUACCCCAGCCUGUCUAUGCCUUCAUGAGUCGCCACACCGACUGGCUGCACAGCAAGAUAGACACCAUCAUAAGCCACAUGGACAACGAGCUGUUUGCCAACUGCUCUGGUUACCCCUUGGAGGAAGCCCCUUCGGAAUUCCUGGAGCAUUACCGGCAGAUGCAGGCUAGUCUCGUCCUCCAGGCUCCAGACGGAGAGAAGUAUCUUCUUCAAGCUUACAACAUGUUGAGAAAUAACCUCGAUUGGUUUGAACAUCAGUUAGAAAUCCCACCAAUGUUCCCUGCCAAAGACGCUUCCUCCUCCCCGACUGAUCCCAAGGAGAGCCCUAUCUUCUCCCUGGACUUGACCAAGAGCCCCUGGGCCCCCCACGCCCUGGCCGCACCCUUCCACCCCUUAGCCCGCUUCAACAUGCUAGGCGGUGCCGAGUUUGACCAGGUCUGCCUGGCCGACUUUCCCUAUGACUGGCCCCGGCUGCUGCAGUGCGAGCUGGGCAUGAGUGAGGUGGGGUUUCGGACCCUGCUCUCCCACCGUCACGAGAUGCAGGAGGAUGCCUUCCUGGAGGAGGCAGAGAAGAGACCUGUCCAGGCCCUAAGGAGCAAGUACAACUUGGACGGUGCCGAGCUGGUCUGAGCGGCCCAAAAUGGUCUAUUGGAAGAUUGGUUCUAGGAAAGUUAUAUGUGUUUGUAACUGUGCCAUCGUUUUCACUGCCAUCUCAAAAAUACAACAUGGAUGCUUAAGCCUUGCCCAAAAUGGCUUUCCAGAGCUACGGCUAUGUCUGCCGUCAGUGCAUCUCCGCAUGUUUCCACCAGGCAAAGAUGUAGACCUAGCUCUAGACUUCAUCUUUGCAUGCUGCCUUACGAGUUUGUUUUCCAAGCAUAGUUGUCUCCAGGGUGGCAGGGUACCAGUAUCCUUGGGGGUAGCAGGGAACCAGUUUAUUCUCAAGCAGGGAGAAGAGGUUAUGAAGGGAACUAUAGUUGUGACCAGACUACCAAAACUCUCAAGUUUAAUCCAAAGGUGACCUCUCUAAACAGUGCCCUCUGUUGCCCUAGCCAUAGUGAUCAAAACUUUAGUUUUUGUAGCACCUAAUUCUACCCCUCUUGACUGCUCCAAGUUCAGAAAUGAACUUUACUGUAACCAAAAGUGUAUCUGUUUGUUGUAUUUUACCCCAAAAAUCUUCCCUUGAUGUGUUUAUAUAACUGUUGCUGUAUGUAUAAAUUUGUGUCUGUAUUGAGAUCUUUUAUAUUUUAAAGAGACCCCCUUUUGCCAAUUAGAUACACCGAUUAGUUGGUAGCAGUUGGCCUACAGACACUGUGGCUUUACUGUGACGAGCAUACCGGUUUAGGACAGCUUUCAGUUCAUUCAAAAUUUUUAACUUACUCCCGUGUAGGUUUUUCCAGAAAUGUGUUUUUUUUUAUGUGACUGCCUGUGCCAACUUGACACAAAGAUUGUUGUCACAACUCCAAAAACAGUGACCUCAAUUUCAUUAUUGAGAAAUAUUUCAAAAUUACCAAUAACUUAACUUUAACCUAACAAUAACAGUACUUUACACAUCAUUUGGGUCUCAGGUUUACUACAGGGCAGUUGCUUGAGUACAGUGAUAUAUAAUGAAAAAUGUGACAUUUGUGUAUCUAUCAUGUACAUAAAAAAUAUUUGAAAAGUGUGAUAUGGCUAUGUUAAGCUAAGAAGCAGGGUUACAUUUUGUUAAUCUCUGUUUAAAAAUAUUCAAAGUUUCCUAAGGCUGAGCAAAGUAUUCUUACAUGUGCAAAAGAAGCCCAUAGACUGUACUUCCCCAUCUGGAAUUCAGAGCAGAGCACAAUUUCACAGAGCUGCUUAACAGUUAGCAGAAAAGUCGUACUUACAAUAACAGAAAAAUUUGCUAAUCUUAAGCACUAUUUCACCCCACAGUUGUGCUUACGGUUGUGCACGUAGAGAGAUUUUUAUUGUUUUGUUUUGUUACUAUGUGAAGGAAAUGUUUCCUCCAAGGUAAGCGUGCCUUUUUCUGUGAUUACUGUGGUCUCCACAAAAUACGUGUACACAGAGCAUAACAUUAGCAUAAAAUUGGCCCUGGUCAUUCUAAAUACACUGUGAAUGGCUACCAGUCGUUAAGAACGAGAUGCCUACUACCUCUACUGCACAAUUACUGGAAAAUUGGUACUCAACAUCAGGCCCCUCAAUCAACAGGAAGAAAACAGAGUUUCUUUCUUUUUGAAAUUCACAGUUAUUAUUGGAUAAUGUUAUUUUAAUUCACGCACAUUUGGGUACUAGCAUCGUUUUUCGCUGAAAUAUUUUAGCUAAAGUAGCUAAAUUAGCUAGUCAGAGCAUGGAGGAAGGAAGAUAAGUGCAAUAUUGUCUGGUGUAAAGCAGUGUAAAAUUUGUCUGAAUAAAUGAAAAAUUUCAAAAAUU